This is a messenger RNA of Chelmon rostratus (copperband butterflyfish), 603 nucleotides long. RefSeq names its product dual specificity protein phosphatase 22-B-like. The transcript has 7 exons. Lineage: Eukaryota; Metazoa; Chordata; Actinopteri; Chaetodontiformes; Chaetodontidae. The record is from RefSeq and is a predicted model, not a curated record. Gene Ontology annotation, biological process: transforming growth factor beta receptor signaling pathway; protein dephosphorylation; regulation of cell population proliferation. The coding region runs from base 16 to 603 and encodes 195 amino acids. Gene Ontology annotation, molecular function: protein tyrosine/serine/threonine phosphatase activity. Gene Ontology annotation, cellular component: cytosol.
AGACUUUUGGCUGACAUGGGCAAUGGAAUAAACAAGGUCCUGCCUGAUCUUUAUCUUGGAAAUAUCAAAGAUGCACGAGAUAAGGAGCUGUUGGCACAGCACAACAUUACCCACAUACUGUCAAUCCAUGACACAGCUGCACCCAUCCUGGAGGAUAUGACGUACCUGUGUAUAUCUGCUGCUGACCACUCUAAGCAAAACCUGACUCAGUACUUUAGAGACAGCAUCAUGUUUAUCCACGAGUCCCGGCUCAAAGGAGAGGGCUGCCUCGUCCACUGUGUUGCAGGAGUGUCCCGCAGUGUGACUCUGGUGGUGGCUUACAUCAUGACGGUGACGGGUCGUGGCUGGGUGGAGUCCCUGGCGGCGGUGAGGGCGGCUCGGCCGUGUGCGGGGCCGAACCUGGGCUUCCUCCGGCAGCUGGAGGAGUUUGAAAACACAGAACUGACUGAAUAUCAGGCCUGGUGGAAGGAGCGAUACGGGAAGAACUCUUUCAAUGAUAACAAGGAGGUGGAAACGCUUUUAAGUCAGAAAUCUAACAGCGGCCGCAGCGGCGAUGGCGUAACGACCAGCAACGCUCCUGCGCUGGGCACCAGUGGCUCCUGA